UGUUUAGAGCGGUUGAUUGACUCGGCUUGAUAGCUUGCCGCCUGCGCGAUAUCCUGGAGAUUUUCGCGCCUCAUCUAUUUUAUGUUUUACAUUGCAUGUGACAUUUCACUAUGGGUGCAUAUUUAUCAGAACCGGUUACUGAAAAAGUUUCCAGCGAUGAAUCAAACAGUAAACUUGAGUGCGGGGCAAGCUCCAUGCAAGGAUGGCGUGUCAAUCAGGAGGAUGCACACAAUACAGUGUUAGAUUUCGAUGAACAUACAUCUCUGUUCGCUGUAUACGAUGGCCACGGGGGCGCGGAAGUGGCAACUUAUUGCUCCAAGAAUCUCCCGGACUAUAUUAAAAAUACUGAGGCAUACAAAAAUGGGGACAUGACAAAGGCACUGGAGGAUGCAUUCUUGGGAUUUGAUGCCAACAUUGCUACCAAAGAGGUUAUGGCUGUGUUGAAGGAAUUAGCAGGUGAAAUCAAUCCACCAGGACCCAGUGAUAAUGAGGAAUCGGAAGAUGAAAAUGUUAGCAACUUAUACCAAGAAGCACAUCUUCCUCUUCAGGAAGUGCUAGCUAAGUACGAGAACAAGUUGAGCUCCCUGCACCGCGCCCGGCUCGGCGACACCGCCACGCCGCUCUCCCCGUGUCUGCGCGCCAAGAAGAACCCUGACGAGGCUGGGGGAUCUGGUCUCGGAGCGUCGAUCUCUAGCGCUUCCGCCUCCGGCUCAAGCCCUGCUGCAGAGGAAGGCCCGUCAUGCUCCGACCCUGAAGAAGCCAAACCUGAUGAGGACACCGGAGGCGUGUCCUCGACGAACUCGAAUGACCAAGAUAAAGACGUCAAUGGAGAGGUUUCCACAAGCGACUCGGCAAAAGAGUCCAUGGAGGUAGACAAAUCCACAGCUCCUGACAGCUCUGCCGACAACUGCACACAGCCCAACCAGAGCGAGGACGCCAAGCCCAGCAACGGCGCUGACGUCUGCAACGGAGAGGUCCCGGAUUCCAAGCAGGGCGAUGGAGAAGAGAGUAAUAUUACGUCUUCGAAUGGAUCCACGUCGCCGCAGAAGGGGAAGAAUAAAGCCAAACUGUCACCUGUUUCAAGCACAGACAAAGUCCCCGAGAGGCCUAAGAAGGCCAAACUCCGCCGCGCCGCCGCCGCCGUCUACGAAAGCCUAAUGCGGCAGGCCGCGGAGGAAGAAGAUGAUGAGAGCGACUCCAAUGAUGAAACCUUCGAGGGUGGGGAAAUCAACUCUUCUGAUGAGGAGAAUGUCAAUGGAGUUGAGGAUUCUUCUAAUGAAGGCGAAGAGGAGGAAGAGGAUGAAGAGGAUUACGACGCAGAAUCCAGUGACGAAGAUGUUGAGGAGGAUCUCUCCAUGACCGAGGAGCCCGGCAAUGACAGCGGCUGCACAGCUGUGGUGGCCUUACUCAAAGGUAAUGAGCUGUACGUCGCGAACGCCGGAGACUCCCGCUGCAUCAUAUGCCGAGAAGGCAAAGCCGUCGACAUGUCCAUAGAUCACAAACCCGAAGACGUUCCCGAACUGGAGCGAAUCACAAAAGCGGGCGGCAAAGUCUCCAACGACGGACGCAUUAACGGCGGCCUAAACCUCUCCAGAGCCAUCGGCGAUCACUCCUACAAGCAGAACAAGGAAUUGGACGCCAAAGAGCAAAUGAUCACGGCUCUGCCAGACGUCAAAACGUUAACCAUCGACCCCAUCAAGGAUCAGUUCAUGGUUCUGGCUUGCGACGGAAUAUGGAACUUCAUGUCUAGUCAAGAUGUAUGCGAUUUCAUUCUGCCGAGGUUGGCGGAAGGGAGGGAGCGGUUAUCUCAAAUUUGUGAGGAGAUGUUCGAUCACUGCCUGGCGCCGGGCACGAUGGGCGACGGCACGGGCUGCGACAACAUGACGGCCAUCAUCGUGCGCUUCAAGGACGGGCUGGUGGCCGACGUGGCCCAGGCCGAGGGCCGCAAGCGCUCCGCCGACGCCGACGACCAGCCCGACUCCAAGCGGCAGAAGACCGACGACGACAGCUCGCAAGUGACGUCCAGUGUGUAAGACUGUGUUCGCUACACUUAGUAUUGUGAUAUUGUUUGAUUGAGACUGUAAUGUGAAGGAAUGCCUUUUGAAAGGCGUGUUGCUAUUUAAUUUCUUAUGUUUAAAUGAUCUUAGUCUUCUCGUAGUCAGUUCAAUCAUUUUUUGUUUUGGAUUAUUUAGUUGUCUGUUUCCCAAAAUAUCUGCUCCAAGGUAAAAUUUUCCCAGAUCGUCCUUACGCCAUAAAACUCAUCUAAUAAGACAUGUUUUUUGCAACAUAUGUUUCCCAAAUAACCUGUUCUUUUGACAUCCUUACGCUUCUUAUUCUGUCCGUUAUCUGAAUCACCCAUUCCCAAAAUAUCCUGUUGCUAAAAGACCCAAUAACGCAAAUUUUCUCAGUUGUCACAUUGCGGGUCCUGAUAGACGCCAGAUGACUACUAGCCGUUUCCUAAAAUGGUAAUGGUCUGGUAAUGAGGGUUUCUUAGUAAAAUUAUAUUUUUGCAAAAACUGGGAAACGAAGUAGGAUAAGGAUUUUUCAAGAAAACGAUAAUGUCGGGAUAGGACGUUUUGGGAACCGAUCAUUUAGAAAAAAAUAUGAGUAAUGUCCAAAAAUCGUUAUCUGGAAAUUGAACAUUCAUUUAAGAUCGGAAACGGUUAUAUUGGGAAACUGAUAGCACAAUCCUGGUAAUUUUUGUUUACAUGCUCCCUCUGAAGUGAAGUUCUCAUCCGGUGCUUGUUAUGGGAUUAAAGUAAGCAAAAAGUGUCCUUUUUUUUGUAAUAUUUCGUUUUCAUUGUAAUUUUAAAAUUAAAUAAGAGGGAGUCAAUUGAGAUCUUUAUCUGCAUCUUUUUGACAAUUGCAAGUAGCUUGUAAGCAGCUAAUGUAAGUUAAAAUAGUGAUUCAAUCUACGAUUUAACAUUUAUAUUCAUUUUUGGAUGAAUAUUACGUACAUAUUUUUUUCACAAGAACUAUUUGGUCGCUAGUGGAGGCAAGUUUUUAAUGUUAUAGACAUUUCAAUGGUAAUUUAAAUAGAUUGACGUAAGCGGGAACUUUCCUUAUAAUGUAUGUAUUAAAAAUGUAAAUGACUAUGCUGAUCUUAAGCAUGUGAAGUAUUGUUAGAAGAAACUAAAUUAUGUUCAUGUUUUGGUGUUUGGAUAAUAAAUUGUGGAUUGGAAUGAAAUGUUGAUUGAAAUCAAUCGUAAUCUAAUUCAAUUGCCUUUGUUAAUUGCUUUAUAUAAUAAGUAGUAUAUUUUUGUAAUCACAUGUGUUUAUAAACAACAUUUAGGCACUAUGUAAGGUUAGUUGGUGUACGAUUAAUUCCAUACGAUGUAUAAUUAAAAUGUUCUGUCUCAAUUCAUUUGAGUAGCCUGGUGUUUACUGACUGAAUUACUGUUCGAUAACCAUGGGUUAAUUUUCAAUCAAAUACAUCGUACCAGGAAAGACUGUUUAAUUAAUUUAUGAAGCUGGAUUAUUAAUAUACUUACGUUCAUAACCCCAUUUAUACUACAUUAAUAACAUUUCACGUGUGUUUCGAAGAAAAUACAUUUUUACAGACUG
Cydia splendana is the source of this 3564-nucleotide messenger RNA. RefSeq lists its product as uncharacterized. The record is from RefSeq and is a predicted model, not a curated record. Gene Ontology annotation, biological process: protein dephosphorylation. The coding region runs from base 111 to 2033 and encodes 640 amino acids. Lineage: Eukaryota; Metazoa; Arthropoda; Insecta; Lepidoptera; Tortricidae. Gene Ontology annotation, molecular function: cation binding; protein serine/threonine phosphatase activity. The transcript is spliced from 10 exons.